AGCAUCGAACCAUGUCCGAACCUAAUGCCUGAAAGUUAGUGGAAACCAACCACCUCAGCGUCAACAUCCAAUAACAGCUAUCUCAAACAAAAAAACACACAAAAAUAUUAUACAAGACUUAUAGAGGACUCCGUCAAUUUUUAUCACCGACUCUUUAACAUUGAUAACUUCCAUCCUCCUUUAUCCUCUCCAUUCUCCUCCUUUCUUUCUUCCGAAUCAAUCUAACUGAUCCUCUUGAGGUCUUUCAAUGGCACCAUUUGCUAACAAUUCUAACAUGAACCAAGAUGGCAAAAAUGUCGAUGGAGUUCAGGCCGAGGUCACGAAUCCAAAAUUUCGGGUUACAGUUGUUGGAAGCGGAAACUGGGGCAGCGUCGCGGCCAAGCUCAUUGCUUCUAACACCCUCAAGCAAUCUGUGUUUCAUGAUGAAGUAAGAAUGUGGGUGUUUGAAGAAGUGCUGCCUACUGGUGACAAACUCACGGACAAAAUCAAUCAGAUUAACGAGAAUAUCAAAUACUUGCCCGGGAUAAAGCUUGGCAAAAAUGUGGUAGCAGAUCCCAACCUUGAGAAUGCAGUUAAAGAAGCAAAUAUGCUGGUCUUUGUGACUCCCCAUCAGUUCAUGGAGGGCAUCUGCAAAAGGCUUGUAGGAAAGAUAAGACCAGAUGCCGAGGCCAUUUCACUCAUCAAGGGCAUGGAGGUUAAGAAAGAAGGACCAUGCAUGAUAUCGAAACUUAUUACAGAAAUGCUUAGAAUAAACUGCUGUGUUCUUAUGGGUGCUAAUAUCGCUAAUGAGAUAGCUUUGGAGAAGUUCAGUGAGGCAACUGUUGGAUAUAGACACAGCCAAGAAGUAGCGCAGAGAUGGGCUACGCUGUUCACUACCCCUUACUUCCUUGUCUCAGCUGUACAAGAUGUGGAGGGAGUAGAAUUGUGUGGGACAUUGAAGAAUGUGGUGGCAAUAGCUGCAGGUCUUGUUGAUGGCUUGGAGAUGGGAAAUAACACCAAGGCAGCAAUAAUGAGAAUUGGUUUGAGGGAGAUGCGAGCUUUUUCGAAGCUUUUGUUCUCUUCAGUUAAAGACAGCACUUUUUUUGAGAGCUGUGGAGUGGCAGAUUUGAUCACUACAUGCCUUGGAGGAAGAAACAGGAAAGUAGCAGAGGCUUUUGCAAGGAGUGGCGGAAAAAGAUCUUUUGAUGAACUAGAAGCAGAACUAUUGCAAGGUCAAAAGCUACAGGGUGUCUCAACAGCGAGAGAAGUGUAUGAAGUUCUUGGCCACCGAGGAUGGCAAGGGUUAUUUCCACUUUUCACCACAGUUCACGAGAUCAGCGUUGGAAAGCUUCCUCCUUCGGCAAUAGUUGAAUACAGUGAGCACACACCUAAUUUCUCCCUAGUUGAAGGUUCUGCUCAAUACUACUGAAACACAAUAUAGACCAUGCAAGCAUUCUAUAUGUUUCAGGAACUACAUCGAUAAGCUUCACAGUGCAGUCUCGUUAAAGGGAUAUGCUAAGGUUUAUGCAGAAUCAUCAUGGAAAUUCUAGACAUCCAUAAUUGUAGAACUGGAGCCGUUGAUAGUUUGAGAAAUAACAAGUCUUUCAGCUCAUCGUCAUGUUGUGAUGUAUCUAUGUAUCUUAGAUUUUAGACCACUCAAGAAAAAUCAGUGAUCCUAAGCAUGGGCUAAUUCGACUAGAUAAUUAUGAUAUCACAUGAGCAAUAUAGCUUUUUCACCAGGUGAUGGAAGCAUGAAGCAUGCGAUCAAGGCAACGAGUUCAACAACAUUCCGAUUCGAAACCAACUAUGACCUAUGAUAAAAAAUGUCCAGAAGCCAUACAUCUAAGUGAGGAACUGGUCCUCUGUUGUCAAACGUAGUAAGAAAAUGAUU
Asparagus officinalis (garden asparagus) is the source of this 1870-nucleotide messenger RNA. Its product is annotated as glycerol-3-phosphate dehydrogenase [NAD(+)]-like. Bases 248 to 1408 code for a protein of 386 amino acids. NCBI's taxonomy places the organism in Eukaryota, Viridiplantae, Streptophyta, Magnoliopsida, Asparagales, Asparagaceae. Gene Ontology annotation, cellular component: cytosol; glycerol-3-phosphate dehydrogenase (FAD) complex. The transcript has 11 exons. Gene Ontology annotation, molecular function: NAD binding; glycerol-3-phosphate dehydrogenase [NAD(P)+] activity; protein homodimerization activity. Gene Ontology annotation, biological process: glycerol-3-phosphate catabolic process; carbohydrate metabolic process. The record is from RefSeq and is a predicted model, not a curated record.